Molecule: messenger RNA, 2041 nt
Organism: Alternaria rosae
Lineage: Eukaryota; Fungi; Ascomycota; Dothideomycetes; Pleosporales; Pleosporaceae
Exons: 3
Coding region: 163-1812 (549 amino acids)
Source: RefSeq, a predicted model, not a curated record
CUGUGCAAACAUCUUUACGAAACCACACUACCUGUCAGUCUGAGGGAUCUUGUCUUUAUCGGCAUCUUCCACGCCAAUUGCAGGUCAUGUCACCCACAUACAUAGCCUUGUAACUUCCCAGUCUGAUAGCAGGUCGUCGUCAAGUCCGCACAGUACCUCACUAUGUCUGGCCUCGAGGUUGCUGGGGUGGUAUUGGGAUCUCUCCCAUUACUAGUAGUGGCCUUGGAACACUACGUUGAAGGGCUCUCAAUGAUCAAGAGUAUGCAAAAGUACGAGGAAGUAUUUGAGUAUCUUCACGCUUCGUUUGUAACUACCACUUGUAUCUACAGAAACUCUUGCGAAGAGCUUCUGAGCCCAUUGGCUCUCUCAGAUGCUCGAAUGAGUCAACUACUGGAGGAUCACGAGGAUUCGUCGUGGGAUGACCCGGAGUUCAACGAUGCUUUGCGCAACCGACUGGGAAACAACUACCUACCCUUCAGAUCCUCCGUCAAGCAACUGAACAAGAAGAUCAAACUCUUUGGUGCAAAGCUACAACUAUGCGAUAACUUCCAGCCGCCUUGGAUUACAGUCACGGGAGCGGUUGAUAUUAUAACACGGAAUAAGUUCUUCAAAGACCCUUGGCUGCGUAUAAAGGGAGGGUUCAAGUCGAAACCUUACAGGCAACUACUUUCAUCGAUCGAAGAAGACAUCAACCGCAUCUCUAGCCUUACUUCGGGGUCGAUCGCCCUUGAGCCAUUGCGACUCCAAAGAAGAAGAAAAGCCAAUGCGGAGUAUCUGCUGAAAUUUAGACAGCAGGCAGAGAAACUGUACGACGCUUUCAACACACGGUGGUCGUCAAGAUGUACAUGCCAGUUUACACAUCAAGCGAAUCUGCGUCUUGACAUUCAAAGAGACGAUGAAACAGGCAACCAUUCCAAAUUUAAGCUGGUAUUUACCUUUGGAACGUCGCAUGCUGGGUAUGCGAUGCCAUGGAGGUCGAUACCAGUAGAGAUCGAGGCUGUGGACGUGAUCGACACAAUAAAACCCGACAAUCGCUCACCACUCCCCAAAAUCGUGGUCCACUCAAACGAGAAAGUGCACGACCACUGGAAGUGUCUCAAAAGAGCGCCAAAUAUCAUAGACCUGUGUGCGACAUUGCAACGAUGCCCGGGUCGUGACUGCAUAGGAGUCAUGAGCAGUAAACUGACCAAACACCACAUUCACACUCUCCAUUUACCCAACGCAAGCACCAAUGAUCAGCGGGUCAGCUUGCAACAGAUGAUGGCUACGCAAGGUGCUACCUUCCAGAUCAAAGAAAAAUGUACACUCGCUCUUACACUCGCCUCUGCAGUCUACCAUCUCUACAACACACCAUGGCUAGAGGAGUCUUGGGGCUUGGAUGAUAUCUGCAUCUUGAGCCAAUCAGUACUAUCCGAUCAACCUUACAUAUCUCGAGACUUCCCAGCCACAGCAACACCACCAGCACACAGUCAAAGAAUGCGCAUAAUCAAGAACAGCAUUAUCUUUGCUCUCGGUGUUGCAUUACUGGAGAUCUCGUACGGCAAGCCACUGCAAACCUUCGUGACUAAGGAAGACCUCGACGAUGCGACCGGCAAUCGUACGACUUUCACCGAGUAUCUCAUAGCAGUUCGGUUGGCGGAGGGAUUGCGUACGCGGGAGUUGACGAAUUAUGCGGAUGCGACACAAAGGUGUAUACAUUGCAAUUUCGAGGCUUCGGUGUUUAGUCUGGAUGAUGAUGAUUUUAGGGAGAGGUUCUACCAGGGCGUCAUUAUGCCGUUGAGGAAGGACUAUGAGUAUGUUGUUAAUGCGUGAAAUGAAAACCCUCAUCUAUCGUGAAUUGAGCCAUCCAGGUUACUCUGCUUGUCUGAUAUAUGUCGCAGUACCUUUCAGCACCCAAACGUGCCCGCUGGGGUAAGAAAUACAGGAGCCCGAAUAUCUCGGCAAUCCAGUGCUCCCCACAUGAACGCCGGACGAACUACGGUCCGAACAGAGAGGUCAACAUAGCUGCGCCUCCCUAUCUGUGACAAUAGCUCCAGAAUCG